UACCGUAACACGUCAUCCGCACGCGACGGCUCAUAAUAACUAGUCACUACGCUUUAGCUGGUUAUUCUAGCUGUUCCGUUCCUUAUUUCUUGUAUCUGCCUUGACACAAUUGUCGAAAAUGUAAAACGUUUGAUUUUUUAGCAUGCACUGUGUCGUGAGAAUGUCAAAAUAAUGACCCUGUCUUCAUGACCUCCUGGCCUGACAUCCAUUAAAGCAGUGCAAGUCCCACCACACCAUGCUUUUCUCUCUGCGUGAGCUGGUCCAAUGGCUCGGCUUUGCCACCUUCGAGCUCUUCCUCCACCUUGUGGCGCUGCUGGUCUUCAGCGUGCUUGUGGCUCUGCGUGUGGACCUGCUGAACACCAUGAGCUGGUGGCUGGUGUUCGUGCCGCUGUUUGCUGCAGACGGUCUCAGCACCUACUUCACAGCCAUCGUCUCCAUCCGCCUGUAUCAGGAAGGAGAGGAGCGUCUGGCCGUGCUGCGUCUGCUCUGGGUGCUCACCGUGCUCAGCCUCAAGCUGGUGUGUGAGGUGCUGCUUUGCCAGAAACUGGCCGAGCGGGAGCAGGAGCAGACGCGUGACCCACUCUUCGGCCUCAUCAUCUCGCCACUUUUCGUCCUCCUGCAGCUGCUCAUGAUCCGUGCAUGCCGCGUUAAUUAGUAUGAACACAACAGAUCACCACCAUUUUAACUGUUUGGCUCCAUCCACGGGAACUUGAACGAGCAUUCCUCAUGCGUUUGUAUGUUAUUUAAAUCAGAGAGAUUUGGUUACAAUUCAGAGCCGCAGCUUAAAUGACAAUUUUUUUUAUAUUUUCUUGCCUCAAAUCUAUAAAAAUUUGUUGUUGUGUCCAUUACGGUGAAAUCUGUUCUGUGUGUGUUUUUGUGUCAGAUCUAAAUGCUGAAUGAACUCAUGGUUCAUUUCUCUUUCUCUCUCAGAUGUUGCUCUUAUUCUGCCUCUGUAAUGACUACACUUUAUUUGUAUAUAUUGUAAAUAA
This is a messenger RNA of Hemibagrus wyckioides, 989 nucleotides long. It is a transcript of the gene tmem203, whose product is annotated as transmembrane protein 203. Bases 236 to 655 code for a protein of 139 amino acids. The record is from RefSeq and is a predicted model, not a curated record. The transcript has 2 exons. NCBI's taxonomy places the organism in Eukaryota, Metazoa, Chordata, Actinopteri, Siluriformes, Bagridae. Gene Ontology annotation, biological process: intracellular calcium ion homeostasis. Gene Ontology annotation, cellular component: endoplasmic reticulum.